UUUGUUUGCUUGGCUAUCUGUAUUUAUUAAUAGAGUUGGGGUUUUUUUGCUAUCUUCAUGCAAGGGGAGAGGAUUUGGAACUGAAAAAACAAUUUUAAAAAAGAAAUAAUUUAUCUUUAUUUUUAAAAGACUGGCUUAAAUUUCAAGGAUGAUAGAGAAUGGUCUUCUAAUUAUUCUUAAAUGUUGUCUUAUUCUGAUGUGUCUUCUAAUAGAAAUAAUAAACACAAAACUACAAUCCAAAGUUAAAAAAAAGAAUAAUUUACCCAGUAAAAUUGUGUAUUAGCCCAGGGGACAGGGGGGGCGGGGAGGGGGGAUGAACAUUUUAAUGGAACAAAAACUUCUACACGUUUCUGUUAAAAAGAUCAGAACUGUAUAAAACCUUUGAAGUUCAAACACAUUAGUAGAGGAUACAUAAAAAAGGUAAAAUAGGAACAAAUAAUUACUGGGACUAAUAAGGUUAGACUGUUUAACAUUCAAAUAUGGAGAGAUGAUAUAUGUUUUGCUCUCAACCAUAUCAUCCAAAGUCUGGAGUCAUGAAAGGAGUCUUAAUUUGACAAGGCCUAUGAGUGAUUCAGUAUAUAAAGCAGGGUAAGACAAAUACACUAGAGAAGAAAGGAAGGGAACAUUAAGGGAAAUUACUGCACAUAAUUAGAAUACCUAAGCAGAUACCUAUAUACAAAUUAGAAGAAAGGAAUGAGAGAGCAUCAACUUCAUUCUUGUCUGAACUUCCCACCUCAAAGAAACACAUAUACAAAGUUGAGAACAGAAAUAUAUUUCACGAGCCUAGAUUUGAAAAAAGGAAGCUGGUCUGAAGACUACUAGGAAAGCUCCGAGCCCACAGAAGAUCCAGUUGGCACCCUGAGGAACACUGCUGGAUACUCCUGUUAAAGAGAAUUCUCUUUGAGCCAGUUGAUUUCUUACUUCCCUUUAAAAAUGGGAGUUGUCAGUGGAUUUAUAAAAUAUUCUAUGUUUGUCUUCAACUUCAUAUUCUGGGUAUGUGGCAGCAUAAUCCUGGGAAUAGCAAUAUAUGCACGUACCAGCAAAAUCGGUCAAGAGAUCAUUCGUGGAGAAGCAUCUGGAAUGAAUACACGUACAGCUGCAAAUCUCUUGAUAGCUGUGGGUACCAUUAUCAUGGUCCUCGGUUUCCUGGGAUGCUGUGGUGCUUUGAAGGAAAAUCGUUGCAUGCUGCUCUUGUUUUUCGUUGGAUUACUUGUGAUUGUGAUUAUUCAGAUUGUAGUAGGUGUGGUAGGACUGUCCUUCAAAACUAAGAUUGAAAAAGCUUUUAAAAAGAGUUUUGAGCAUGAAGUGAUGACUUUGAGCAAAGAUGAUCCUCAGUCUCAGACAUUUCAAAAGAACUUGGAGAAAAUGCAAGAGAAGUUUAAGUGCUGUGGCUUGAUCAGAGGAGCAGCUGACUGGGGAAAGAACUUCAACAAGUAUGGUGGAUCAUGUGAAUGUACAAGUUCUGUACUUAAUGAUUGUGUAGACUAUCCGGGAAAACAUGUUUACAGAGAGUCAUGUGGUCAGCAUAUUAUUAAUUACCUGAAGAAAAAUAUGGUGAUUGUUGCUGGGGUUGCAUUUGGAGUGGCAGUGAUUGAGAUACUUGGCCUGAUCUUUUCUUAUGUUUUAUGGCGCCAGAUUGGUCCAAACUAAAACUGCAGGAGUUACACUGUUGCCUACCAAAUCGUCCUUUUCACAAUUUGCUCUGCUUAAAAACUAAACAAAAGAAAACUGUACAGUUUUGUCAAAUAGUAGCCAAUUUGUUAAAAUAUUCCGUUUUGUAGAAAGCAUGGAUACCUUUCGUUGUGUACCAGAUGUCUUUUAAGAGUUGUGUGACAUAGGAACAAAUGAUAUUGAUGUAUAUUUUUAUUUAGAAUAAAACACAAUUUGUUUUAAUUGAAAAAAAAAAGAAAUAUAUUUCACUCAACAAUGAAAAAGCAGGGAAAGGAGGAAUUACAAAGAAGAUAAGUUAAAGAGAUUAGUCCUAAGCAAAAUAAAUUCAAAAGAUAUACAAAAAUAUUUAUAGUUCCUUUUGAGGUAGAAAAGAACUGGAAGGGGAAAAUGAUGAAGGCGAUGGCUUCAAAGAAAUAUUUGAGACUUGUAGGUAUUGAUGCAGAAUGUACUAGUGAAACAAUGUCUACAAUAAUAACAUUAUGGUUAAGACAACUUUGAAAAAAUUAAGAAUUCUGACUACUAUGAUGACAAACCACAAUUGCAGAGGACUAAUGAUGAAGCUUGA
Monodelphis domestica (gray short-tailed opossum) is the source of this 2236-nucleotide messenger RNA. Lineage: Eukaryota; Metazoa; Chordata; Mammalia; Didelphimorphia; Didelphidae. The record is from RefSeq and is a predicted model, not a curated record.